Messenger RNA from Microthlaspi erraticum, 564 nucleotides. The record is from the annotation of a GenBank genome assembly. Lineage: Eukaryota; Viridiplantae; Streptophyta; Magnoliopsida; Brassicales; Brassicaceae.
AUGUUUGUUGGGCAUGAGGAUGAUUUGCGAGAAGAGGAGCCUGAACUCGAUCGAGCUGAGGACCAAGCCCAAGUGGAUGAAGAUUUGGACGAGCCUGAGUGCUAUUAUUUUGAGGAGUAUGAAGGUCCAAGGAUGAACCCCUCUGUUGUGGCUGCUCACAAGAGGAUUGGACUUCUCCAAAAGUUCAACAAGUGGCAAGGGAAAGCCAUAAAAAUGCAAAAGUCCAUGGACAAAAUGGAGUCGAUCCCUCCUCACCACACCAAGGAGACUCCCUGCCCAAGAACCUCACAGAGCCUCAUCUUUGAGCCAAGAGAAGAAGGAGCAAGCCCACAGAGAAGGAGGAAGAGUUCCAGAGCCCGACGCUCCAACUCGACCAGUGGACUCGAUCGAGUCCAAACAGAGGAAACUCAACUCGGUCGAGCUGAUGGUCGAGUUGACCUGGAGGAGCCAGUAUUCGAGAACCCUGGAUUUGAGUACGAUCCAGCACCUUACCAGGACUAUCCCCAGAGCAGAUGGAACCCAUACGGCCAGUUCGAGCGAGCCAGCUCCACCAAGGCCAAGUAG